Molecule: messenger RNA, 666 nt
Organism: Triticum aestivum (bread wheat)
Lineage: Eukaryota; Viridiplantae; Streptophyta; Magnoliopsida; Poales; Poaceae
Product: protein NONRESPONDING TO OXYLIPINS 2, mitochondrial
Exons: 4
Coding region: 72-341 (89 amino acids)
Source: RefSeq, a predicted model, not a curated record
UGGGCUUUCAAGGUUCCGCUAGGGUUUAACGCCCUCGACGCCGCCGCACGCUCCGAAGGAGAAGAAAAGAAAUGGCAUCCUUGGCCCGCGCCGCCGCCACCGCCGCCAGAGCGGCCCUCCGCCCGGCGCCCCUCGCCGGCCGGGGCCUCGGCCUCGGCUCCUCCCUGCCGUCUUCCUCCCCCGCACGGGCCGCCCGAAUCCUCCGCAGGUCGGCGGUGGCGGGGCUGGAGACGCUGCUGCCCCUGCACACGGCGGUGGCGUCGGCGCGCCUCAAGUCCUGCAUCGCCGUCGACUCCACCUGCUGGUGCUCCCUCUCCCAAGGUUUUAAAAAGCGCGUCUGAUCAUGGUUAGGAGCUGUGCAGCUGAGAAGUGAAGACACCGAGUUAGUUUUAAAAAGCGCAUCUGAUCAUGGUUAGGAGCUGCACAGCUGAGAAGUGAAGACACCGAGUUAAAAACAAAGUGCAUCUGUUUGCCGAUAGUGCCUAGAAUAUGUAUCACAUCUAUUUUGCCAUUGCUCUCAGUGAAUGUACUCUUAUAACAAAAUAAUGGAGCAUGCCACAAGUUGCCCCCUUGUCUCUGGGACAUUGUUUUUUUGUUGAGCCUGGAAAAACCUUGGAAGGAUGUCAUAUUUUUGCUUCUUAACGCGAUGUGUUGUGUAUUGCGUCA